CUGAGCCCCAGCACACGCGCAGUCUGAGCCGCGCAAACAUGGACGCGUGAAGCUCCCUUUUUAUAGCGAAUUUCCAGGAAUUUGCAACAUGAGGUGGGUUAUAACUCGGUGUGUGUUGUGGUUGGUCACUGCAUUCCAUGGCGUAACAGUCAGUGCUUGUGACUGGAGGACCCUAAACAUGCAGUGACUUGUGGCCGAGUGGUGUGAAGGUGUGGCAGCAAGAGGACGCCCAACAGUCACCUCAGGCCACUGCUGCAGGGAGGCUGUGGUGAUGCUGUGCCUCUGUGCUGGAGCCAAGACACACAGGAAGCUAGUCCAUAUAAGAGAGCAGCAGUACAGUGAGGCCACCAUGGAAAUGCAGUGCCAAGGGGACACCCACCUUACCACUGCUGAUGACUGUACUUAGUCUGCAAUCAACAGCCUCCAUUGUUUGCACCCUCAGUGUACUGUGCCGCCCCUGCCAGUCAAUGUGGCAGCUGGCGGCUGCGUUGUGUGCCCCUCACCCCGCUGACUUGUUCCGUGCCGGGUGCUGUGUGUGUGUGUUUGUCUGGCGGUGUUGAGGCUGUGUGGUGUUAAACUCGUGUUAAUAUUGUAAAAGCCUUCAUGGUUGGCGGCACAAUGGAUGACAUGCAGCGCCUCACCACGCCCUGUGCUGACCUUGAGAGGCUGGCCGCCGCUGCUGCCACCAUGGGCUACUCCUCAGACUCCCUGCCAGUGUCAGCACACCACCUCCCAACCAGCACUGCUCCACCCAGCACUCUGGCCUCCCUCAUGCCCCAGUACCCAGACCCAUACGACCUCUCCCGGGCCCAGUACACCCCCCGCCUCACUGAGUACCCUGCCCGCCCCAUGUAUGAGCAGCCCCGGACUCCCCACUCCACCCCCACACCACCUGCUACCACCCAGCACCAGCACAGCCUCUCCCCAACCCACUCCAACCACUCCUCCCUGGUGACCCGCGCCUCACAGUACAAUGUGGACCGAGCUGCAUUCACCCACAUGGCCACCAGAGCACAGCAGGAGCCACAGCAGCAACAACAGCAGCAGCAACAACAGCAACAGCAGCAGCAGCAGCAGCAGUACACAGCAGUGACAGUGGCUGGCAGCACUGCCGGAGUGGCUGUGCAGUAUGGUGAUGUGAAGUCCGUCACCAGUGUAGCAGUGCCACACACCCAGGCACUGCCCCUGCCGACCCCCGCCUCCCCCUCCCCGUCCAGCAAUGCAGUGUCCCAGGCCGUCACACAGGCAGUCAUGACCUUCGUCCAGGAUGCAAACUUCUCCAUGGAGCCUCCUCUGCCCCUCCCUGUCCCUCCACAGGACAAGAAGCCCAAGAAGAAGGACAAGAAGCCUGAUGGAGAACCCAAGGAAAAGAGAGGAGAGAGUCCCCCAGCAGAAAGCAGUGCAUCAGGGGAGGGCACCAGCAUGGAGGGCAGUGGCAAGGUGGGGCUGGCAGAGGUGCUGGAGCCAGUGCUCAUUGAUGGCAGGAAGUACUACGUGUGUGGUGUGUGUGACGUGCGGUUCCUGCGCAAGUACCAGUUCCGGCGGCACCUCAUCUCCCACACUGGAGAGAAGCGUGGCGCCCUCUCGCUGGAGACCAAGGUGGAGAUCAUCCGCCGCAUCCAGUCAGGUGAGAAGCAGGUGGACCUGGCCAUGGAAUACAAUGUGGGGCGGUCCACCCUCAGCUUCAUCAUGAAGCACGCCGACAAGUUCUUGGGAGUGUGGAAGAAUGGCAAGUUCCACCCAGAGAGCAAGAGGCUGCGCGGCGCCCAGCGGGAGGAUGUGGAGGAGGCACUGUAUGAGUGGUACAAGCAGGCCCUGCAGAUGAACCUGACCAUCACAGGCCCCAUUCUGUGCCAGAAGGCCAAGGACUUUGCCCUCAAGUUGGGCUACAAGGAGUUCAAGGCCACACACGGCUGGCUGGACCGCUUCAAGCACAGAAAGAACAUUGUGCUGGGCCGAGGGAAGCCCAUCAAGGACAAGGAGGGUCAGGAGGACAGCGAGGAGCUCAAGGGGGACUUCACCGGCCAGGUUCUGCCAACAGCCCUCAUGGAGUUUGAGGCCAACGACGUGUUUCACGCAGAUGAGGUGGGCCUGCUGUACCGCAUCCUGCCCAACAAGAUCUCCCCGCUGCGGGGCAACAGGUGUGCUGGUGGCAGCAAGAGCAAGCACCGGGUGACGGUCCUCAUGUGCACCAACAUGACGGGCACCGAGAAGUUCCCACUGCUGGUGAUCGGCAAACACCCCAAACCUAAGUGCUUCAAAAAUGUGAAGAGCCUCCCUGUGCAGUACCUGGCCAACCCCAAGUCCUGGAUGACCACGGAGAGCUUCACCGCCUGGCUGCACGACCUGGACGCCUGGUUUGUGCAGCAGAACAGGAAGGUACUGCUCAUCCUCUCCUCACGUCCCAUCCACCCCAGGGCACCCAAGCUGAACGCGGUGCGGGUGCUAACCAGCCCACAGACCUUCAUCGGCCCGUGCAAGCUGGGCAUGGCUCACUCCCUCAAGAGGAACUACCGGCGGGCUGUGCUGGAGAUGCUCCUCAACUUCAUGGAGGAGGAGAAUGUCAAGAAGAAGAAGAAAGGCAGGUGUCCUUCCAUGCAACUCAACCUGCUGGCCUGCCUGCACCUGCUGGCAGCCGCCUGGCAUGCUGUUACCGACGUCACUAUCAACAACAGCUUCCAGCGGUCCGGCAUUGGGAAGUAUGCCCUCUGGGGCAUGAAUCUCAUUCCUGAAACCAAUCUGGGCACUGAAAACCUGGAGCUACUCCACAAGCUGAAGUCCAAGGGCUUCAAGAUCCCUGACGGCAUCACCUUUGACGAGUACGUCACCUUCGACAGCGACGUGCAGGUGUGUCACCUCAUGGAUGAUGACGACAUCAUCGCUGCGGUGACCGGUGCCGACGUGGAGUCCUCCGACAGCGAGGAGGAGGAGGAGCCGCCAGAGGACGACAAGGUGAAGGUGGAGCGGAAGGACAAGGUGGACCAGGGCGACAACAGCAGCGAGGCCGUGCCUGGCGAAGAGGCGGAGGCGGGGCCUCCCAUGACGGAAGUAGACUCCAGCCUGGACACCCUGCGACAGCAUAUCCAGUACCAGGAGGGGGCACAGGAGAUGUUCCGGGUGUUGGCACACUUGGAAUUCCUGAUCCACAAAGGUUCCAGCCGUCCCCCAGUAGCCAUUGCUGCCACAGAGGCCACCACCACCUGAGAGUGUGGCGUGGUGCGGCACAGACACGGGGCACGGCUCUGGUGUGGUGUGGAGACAUUCCUGUGAGUCUGAGGAACAUUCACACUUCUAAAGAGUGACAUGAAGGUGUAGUGAGGUACCUGGUAACAGAUAGUGUGGUGAUAACUUUAGUCAAUCAAACACUGCCCUAACUAUUGACUGUGUGGGAUUGAACUAGACACUCCCCAUUCUGAGUGUGUUAUACCAGAACUAAUCAUUUUGUAUGUUUAUAAAGUAAACACUCUGGCACUGAACACUGACUUGGUGGGUGAUCCGAGUGUUGUUUUAUCAGGCUCUCACAGUGUUGAGGCGCCAGUGUGCCUGAGAGGGGAGUGCCAUGUGGCCGUAUGCUGCCUGUGAGAGAGGCAACAAGCACUGGAUGGAGUCACCUGAAGUGUUUUUUUUGCACAAACAAAACAACUGUGAUCUUUUGAAAUUCCUUACAUGUAAGAUAGAGCAUAAGUUACUUAGAAAUGCUGUGAGGAGACUCCUGAAAAAGUUGUUUAGUUUUUUACUUUAGUUUAGGAUACAUUUAAAGUAAGAACAAAAAUAUCCAUCCUUGAGUGAGAAUUGAACUGGCAACACAACACAGCACAGCGACACACUUCCUGACCAGUGUUUGUGUGGAGAAGGAAGCAGAAGAAAAGAAGAACUCUCAGGGAAGCAAUGCCAACUCAUGAAGGAGAUAGUGUGUCCCUAGGUGGCAGGAAUAUCAGAGAGGGUGCCAUAAGUAACUGUAUUUUUGUAAUCGGAUCAUGGCUGGGCACAGGAAGUUAAAAUUGAUCAUAACUAGCAGGACUACAUUAAAAUUGGGGUUAUUUCUGAAGGAGAGGCUGGCAUGGGUAUAGAUAUUUGAGUCAGGAGUGAUGUUUGGGGUGCGAUGCUGUGCUAAAGGUAGAAUGUUGUGCAGGAAACUAUUUAAAUCAGGUUCUCAACCUUUUUUCUUAUUAAGAACCCUCUGAGUUAUAAGACUAUUGCCUGAACUCCCAGUAAUCUGACAUUGAACAGCAUGUUAAUUGAGUGGCUGAAAGUAACUCAGUAUGCAAUGGUACUGCAAAGGAUUUUUUUUUUUCUUUUUCUUUUUCUUUUUCUUUUUCUUUGUUAUGGCCUCUAGCACCUGUAGGUGUACUUGAAGAGUAUGUAUGGGAAGCCCUGUUCAUCUUCCACUCAUUAGUGGCACAGGCAAUUUUAUUUCUAGUGGUACCCCAUAUUAGGGCCCAUAUCACCACACUAGCACAUCUUUGGUGUAACUACCUAGAACCUGGGUAUCACAGUGACAUGUAGGUAACUUGAAACCACUCAACAAAUGGCAGUGUCAAGGCGGUACAUAGUGGGAUUUGAACCUAUGCAUGGACAUGUGCCCGAUCCUAUGCUCACCACCUUAUCCACUAUGCCACUGCCUCUCACAAGAUCAGCUAUCUACUAAGUACCCCUGGAAAUCUUGAGAAUCCGAUUUAAAUUAUUGAAUUCCAGCAACGAAAGCUCAAUAGAAUUGCCGUAUUGAUAUUGAAGUUGAUUUGUGAGUCUGGUAUACUAAUGAGACUUAGAUUUAGGAAAGAUUCACGGUAAGGUUGAUCUCAGACUGAACUUGAGACAUUCCAUGGUAAAGAAACCAGUGUGAUUGGUGAGCUGGGUGUCAUCGCAGGACAAAGGACCUGAGUAGUGGUGUCUUGUGGCAUUGCUUCCACCCACUGACCUGUCUGCUCCUCUCUUGUUUCAUAAAUCUCACUAAACUCA
Portunus trituberculatus (swimming crab) is the source of this 4959-nucleotide messenger RNA. RefSeq names its product tigger transposable element-derived protein 4-like. The transcript is spliced from 5 exons. Lineage: Eukaryota; Metazoa; Arthropoda; Malacostraca; Decapoda; Portunidae. Gene Ontology annotation, cellular component: nucleus. Gene Ontology annotation, molecular function: DNA binding. Bases 604 to 3204 code for a protein of 866 amino acids. The record is from RefSeq and is a predicted model, not a curated record.